Molecule: messenger RNA, 1760 nt
Organism: Trifolium pratense (red clover)
Lineage: Eukaryota; Viridiplantae; Streptophyta; Magnoliopsida; Fabales; Fabaceae
Product: aluminum-activated malate transporter 2-like
Exons: 6
Coding region: 62-1393 (443 amino acids)
Biological process (GO): malate transport
Cellular component (GO): plant-type vacuole membrane
Source: RefSeq, a predicted model, not a curated record
AGAAUGAGACCAAGUCAUAGUCCAAGAGGCAAAAGAAAUAGAGUGUGGGAAUAAAGACAAAAUGGAAUCAAGUCAUGUUAUAUCCAUUACAAAUGAAGAAGAUAGCAACAACAAUAUUGCUCAAAUGAAGAAAGAAACAAACACUCAUAUUGGAAAAAAUAAAAUCAACUGUUCUUUUGUUCCAAGGGACAACAAUAAGAGGAAGAUAAAAAGUGAACAUGACAUUAAGAAGAUGAUUCAUAGCAUCAAAGUAGGACUCUCACUUGUUUUGGUUUCACUUCUUUACAUUAUAAAUCCUCUCUUUGAUCAAGUUGGUGAAAAUGCAAUGUGGGCUAUCAUGACUGUUGUUGUCAUCUUUGAAUUCAAUGCAGGAGCUACACUUGGAAAAGGCUUCAACCGUGGAAUAGGGACUAUUGUUGGAGGAGGAUUGGGAUGCUUAGCAGCAAUUUUGGCACAAAACAUUGGAGGAGUUGGCAACUCAAUUUUCAUUAGUACUUCAGUAUAUAUCUUUGGAUCAUUUGCUACAUAUUUUCGACUAGUUCCAAAAAUAAAGAACAGAUAUGAUUAUGGAGUGGUGGUAUUUAUGCUAACAUUCAAUCUAGUAGUGGUAUCUGGGGCACGUCCAGGAGUUAAAGUUUGGGAAUUAGCAAGAGAACGUUUAUUGACAAUCCUAAUGGGUUUCAUUGUUGCUAUUUGUGUCAAUUUAUUUGUUUAUCCUUUGUGGGCCAGUGAUGAACUUCAUGAUUCCAUUGUCUCUAGAUUCCACCAUCUUGCAAAUACAAUUCAAGGUUGCUUAGAGGAAUGUUCAAAAUCAGUCAAGGAAAAGGAAAAUCAACCCGAUGCUACCAACUUCACAGUUUGCAAGUCAGUGUUGAACUCCAAGUCAAAGGAUGAAUCAUUGGCAAAUUUUGCAAAGUGGGAACCUUGGCAUGGAAAAUUUGGAUUUUCCUACCCAUGGGAAAAAUACUUAAAGAUUGGAGAGAUUCUUCGAGAACUAGCUUCACUCAUUCUUGCGUUGGAACGUUGCCUCCUAGCCUCAAAAAAUCCCACUGCAACUUUGAAGCGAUCAAAAGCCCAAUUAGAACAGUGUGAAGCAAUUGGGUCAAGGGUUGUUUGGACUCUACGAGAAGUUGGAGAUAGCUUGAAAAAAAUGAGAAAAUGUGAAGAAAGGGAAAACAUUAUAGCUAAGUUGAAAACAACUAGAGAAGAGUUGAGUUUGGUGAUUUCAACCUCCAAUAUUUCAGAAUUUGAGAAUGGUGAAAUGCUAGCAAUUGCAAGCUUGGUGUUUUUGCUUAUGGAAGUGGUUGAGAAGGUAGGUGAAUUGGUUAUAGAGGCCGGGGAACUUCAAGAUAAAGCCGGUUUUCGCACCCGUGUGACUCCAGUCUCUUCAUAGAUAUAUGAUAAAGUUGGCGGUAGAAAAUCUAGAUUUCUAUAUGUAUAUGUACAUAUAUAUGAAGUUAUUAGUAUUAAGUAUUAACCACUCAAGAUUUUGUCUCAUAAACUAUAAAUGGGCUUGAGUGCGUUAUCUAAUUUCUAAGUUCUAAGUAAUUGACGUAUGUGUCAAUAUAAAAAAAAAGGUAAUUGACGUAGUAUAUGAUACAAAUUAACCGUCUUUGUACCAUGAUAAUGAAAAAAAUAAAUAGAAAUAAAGGCUUAAAUAAAUAUUCUAUUUUCUAUUUAGCAAGUUGCACAAUAACAACAGCAUUGUUGUAAUCACCAGCAACAAUAAAAUUAUUGAGCUCAUCCACAUAGGGUUCAAA